UUGGAACAAAUCAACGGGCGUAGCCGGUGGGUAAAGCCAGUCUAGUAUGCAGGAAGAGAAGAAAUUAGCGACUCUUUAGUUCAGUCGCCAAGAAUAUAUUUUUUUUAGGUCUUAAAAUACUCCAUUCAAUUGAACGGAAGCUAGGCUUGUUACAUAUAGGAAGUCAAACUUGUGGAACAGGUUUAGAUUUAUACUUUAUAUCUAUAUAUCUAGAUCUGGAUUUGAACUAGAUCUCUUUGUGUCUAGACUGAUUUUUAAAAAAGAGAAAUGUUUAGCCUCUUGUGGGUAUUCAAGAUGGCUGGAUGGGUCAGCCUCUGCUCCAUUCAACUUUGUGCUUCUUCUUAUAAAAGUGAUGUCCCGGAGAUUUUAGCCUUUAGCGUGACCACGUUUAAGUCAAUCUGCAGAAGCAGCAACUAUGUGGUGCUGGACAGGGGCGAUUAUCUAAAGUUUCAGAUUAUUAUCUUAAGCAAGAGGAUCGACUUUUCUAUGCUGCCCUGGAGAAUUAUAGUGUACUUCAAUUCCUCUCUGUUUGAUGGCGUCAACACGGUUGGUGCGAUCCUUCCGCUGUACAACGACGGCAAGGACGGGGAGUUCGCCAUUGGCACUUACUACUACACCGAAUAUUUGCUGGGAGCAGAGCUGAACCAACAAGCCUUGAUGAAGUAUAACCAGUCGACGUUUUACACCACCUUGGCCUACGCAGACCAGAGAAUUACGUCGAAAGAAGUGCCAGCACCCACGAUAUUGCGUAAAGAGAUCGAGGUGUUGUACGUCAACGGUAAUGUGGUUCCGGUAGAUAAUGAAGUCGUCUUCAUCAGCCUGUGGGGCAUCACCACCAUCACCUACUGUGUGUACAAUAUCCAGAGACAAACCAUCCACAUGUACCUGGACGGCAUCAACUAUUACAGCAACACCAGCUGCGCCCGCGUCCUGUUCAAGGCGGUGGAGAAGUUCUCUGGGAUAGGCCUCUUCACCCAAGUGGAGGAGUUGGAUGACGCCUGCCAGAGAAGGAUAUUUCACAAUUACAUUCUCUCCUUAGAUCCGGACUCAAUGAAGUUUGCCGGAGACUUUGUCUUGAAAAAUGAUAUGUUAGAUGUUGAUGACAAUGACUCUGUUAUCUUGGAGGUGGUAGGCAUUAAAUUUUUGAAGUCUCUGGGCAAAUUAAUCGACGAACCAGUGGAACUUGGAGCUCAUUCUGUGGACACAGACCUCUUCGAAGUGAUGAUGCGCCUCGCUUUGGCUUUCUUGUUGUACGCAUGUCAGACCCAGUGAAGGAUUGCCAGCAGACAAGACGGAGGGACAUUGUUUUUGAAAGUUGUUAUUGUUGUGAACAAUGCUUUGAUCUAAGUGUAGUACAUCUCUGUUGUUGUUCUUGUUGUUGGGGACACAUUCAGUCUAUAUAUAACCAGUUUCGUUUAGUUUGUUUAUCAAAUAUAAGCAGUGGGAAAAGUUAAAAUAAAUGCUAUAUCCUAUUAA
Molecule: messenger RNA, 1476 nt
Organism: Biomphalaria glabrata
Lineage: Eukaryota; Metazoa; Mollusca; Gastropoda; Planorbidae
Exons: 8
Coding region: 268-1272 (334 amino acids)
Source: RefSeq, a predicted model, not a curated record